Uloborus diversus is the source of this 4340-nucleotide messenger RNA. RefSeq names its product protein shisa-5-like. The record is from RefSeq and is a predicted model, not a curated record. NCBI's taxonomy places the organism in Eukaryota, Metazoa, Arthropoda, Arachnida, Araneae, Uloboridae.
CAAGUCCAUCAACAUGUCCACUUCCUUUGGGUUUGGAGAUGACCUGCCCCCUGCCUUUUGGCGAUGAUGAUAAUGCUUUCUGCUGUCAUUCAAGUAAUAAUGUUCCUUAUUGUUGCGACAUAGGAGAUUAUAUCAAACAAAACUCUGUAAUUCUUGCUGGUAUUUUAAUCGGAGCAGUUAUCAUCUUGGUCGUCAUAACUUUGUGUUGUUGUUGCUUCUGCAGCUGUUGUUGUUUAGCAAAACGUCGGGUGCAACGUGGGACAGUACUUUAUGCUCCUGUAGCUCCAGCCCAAGUAGUUCCUCCUACAUCUGUUCCACACUCUCCAAACUAUCCUUACAAUUCUGGUGUUACAGUCCAUGUACCAUCUGCUAGUUCUGGUCCACUGCCAUACCCACCACCAUAUCCUCAUGAUAAUGUUCAACCUCCUGUUAAUCCCAAUUAUAAGUAUUAGUUCACUUUAUUGCCACUGUAUAUAUAUUAAUAUAUACAGAAGAGUGACUUUUCCUCUAAAAGCAUAAUCAAAACAUUUUCCUCCUAUCAUUUUUACCUGUUGUAUGAAUGAUACUCUUCCUAUUUAAGGUACAUUAGAUUCAAUUUGUUUGUAACUCCCUUAUUACCCCCAUUAUUCAAUUCACUGCAAGCAAACUCUUGGCCUUAUGUAUGAAAAUGUUGUAAAUAACUUUCUAAGUGUCUAUUUUACAUAAACUUUCUAUUGAUCUUGUACUUAGAUCAUAUUUUGCCAUAAAAUUUUUUUGUUACAUUAGCUAAAAAACAUUUUAUGAAACAACUUUAAUACAUUUUUAUGUAUCAAAAUAGUAAUAGAUCUGCUAAAUUUUAUAAUCAUCAAAUUAAACAGUAGUAGUAUUGAACUUUUAUUCAUAAUUGUGUAGAAUUUUUAUGGUUUUACCUAUGUCGUUUUUAAUAUGAUCUUUGCCAUUUUCAAAUAUUUUGAAAUUGUAAUAAAUGUGCUUUCAUAGUCACUCUUGCCGUUCAGUUUUUGUAAAUGCAACCUUUUAAAAAUGAAUAAUGGAAUAUAUCAUUAGUUAUCUUGUUGAUUCACUUCAGCAUUUGGAACCUUUUGGAAUAUUUAAAAUUUAAAGUAAAAGAAAUAUGGUUUAUUAAAAUGCCUUAUCCUUUUGGACAGUUACUGCACAAUGUAUCCUCACCCAGUUUUCUUCAACCAAAAUUUUACGAGAAAAUGAAAACAAUGUCUUGUACAGUAGAACUCUCACUAAUUGAAUCAGUUGGGACCAAACCCCAUUGGGAUAAUCCAAAACUCGAAUUGGAUUUUUUCCAAACAAAAAAAGAUCUGUUUUGAUUAAUAACUGCAUGUAUGUGAAUGGGAACGAAAAAAAAAGGUGAAAGCGAUGUUUUCACUGCACCUACAACAGCUUCCAUGCUUAGACAGAACUACUAUUUUGCUAAAAGCAGUAUUUUUUUUUUUUUUUUCAGCAAUUCUGAAAGCUAUUUGAAUGAUUGGAGUUCUACUGUACUUAAAAAGUUUUUUUUUUCGUUAAUAUUGAAUUUCUUGUAUGAUUAUGUUUGUUCAGUAUCCAUUGUACUUUCAAAUGUAAGUAUCCUACAGAACCACAAAUAAUGUUGUUAUCCGUGAAAAUGGUGAAUUUUUGUACAGUUUUACAAUUCUACUUUUUUAUAUAAAAAAAACAAUGCAGGUGUUUAUGAUUUAUUCAGUUGUAGUUCUGAAAGGUUUCACCAGAUGCUUUUGUGACGUGUUCAAUUCUUAAAAGUGUGAUUGUCAUUUAAAAAGUAUUACUUUUUCAAUUUUUCUUAAAAGUAUUUUUACAUGUCAGCUAAAUUCAGAUUGUAAUAAGAAUGGGCAUUGUCCUAAGUGAGUAUAUAUAUUAUAACAGAAAUCCUAUUCUGUUAAGACUGUCUUAAUUUAGUUGAGUUGCUAAAAAGCUGCAAUAAAGACCAAUGUUUGAAAAUUCUAAAUGAAUAAAAAACUGUUUUGGAAUUUUCAGAAAAGAAUAUGGAUUAAGUAUCGUCAAAAAUAUUUGUAUUGACUAAUGAACAAAAACGUAUUGCUCAUUGAUGAUAAAUUUUAAAAACUUUUUGAGGGGGGAGGGUGUUUCAUUGAUCUGAUUAGGGUUUUUUUUUUUUUGGUUGAGAGACUUUUUCAAUCAAGAGUAAGUAUGAAUCUCAAUUCAUUUCUAAUUUUACUGAUUUAUCAGUAACUUAACCUCUUACUGGCUAUCUUAUAAGCAACGAAAACUUUUACCUAUGUGUCAUUUGCUAUGAAACAUGUUUAUUAACUUUUCUUCAGUCGAUUAGUAUCUUAAGCAAUAUAAAUCAAAUCUUGUUAACAAUGGCUUCAAUAAAUUCAGCCAAUUUCUAAAGUGAAAGUGAUUUUAUUGUGCUUAAUUGUAAUUUGUUUAUUAUAAUCAGACUAAAAAUUCCUUUAAUUGAUGAACUUUGAUACCAAAGUUAUGUAGUUUGAUCAAAAAGUGUUGCGAUCGCCUUGUGCCAAUAAAUGAACUGAAUGUUACCUCUUCUGCCUUAAAGUGUACAAAAUGUUUUUUAAUGUAAAUAACUGUGGUAUUUGAUAUUAUUUGUCAGAAAUGUAUGGAGUAGAAAGGAGAGAAGCCCUCUUGUUGGUAGAGUUUGAAAUCAGCAAUGCUCGACACAUUAAAAUGAUUGUCAUUUUUGCACUGGAUGCCAAAUGAUGUACAGAUUGCAAAAAUGCUAAUUAGUUAUGCAAAACGUCUUUCAUACAUGUGUGAAAUCAAGUAUGGACCAGCUCAAAUUUGUUAGGCCAAAUUUUAUUCUCUGAUAAUGAGCAUUUACUAGGUUGAGUCAAAAGUUUUUCGUAUUUUCACCUACAAAAGUAUUUUUUGACAGCGCAUAUUCACAAGCCCCAGUUGGUGAAGGUGUCGAUUGGUGGUACUUUGGGGAGGACCAAAAUCUGCUGAUAACGCUCGGGUGCUAGAACUCGGCUAAUGUUGGAUAGCUUCCAGCAAAACUUCAUUAUCGACAAUAGAUUACCGUCUAGAUCUUGGAUUCUCUUCAAGGAUCGUAUCACCUUCCUUUUAAUGCUUAAACCAAUUUUGAGCAGUGCGCUCAUUCACAGAACCAGGACCCUCAGCAUCAUUAACUUCCUUUGCCGCUGCCCUUGCGUUAAGACCUUUUAUCCAGAGGAAACGAAAAAUAGCACAAAUUGCUAGCUUAUCAUCCACCAUUUCAAGAGACUGCAAUGUCUACACAGGUACAAGAAGUCACAGCAACUGAUAACGAUUAUCAAGGCCAAACUCCGCUCUACCAUUUUAGAUCAGCUGCGCAGGAACUGUAAUUUGCAUAUGUUACAUUUAGGCCUGCCAAUCCAGGAUAGGGAAAAUAUGGAAAACCUUUUUACUCAACCUGGUAAAAUGAAUUCAUUUUAUCCAGUUUUGUGUUUGAAGGUGCUAAAAACAUUUUCACAUGGUUGUAGAAGCAAUACUGUUUCAUUUCUUUCAAUCUUGUCAUAAAUACUUUCAUGUAAAUCCUAGAUUGGUUUUCAUUUUAUAGAUUAAUAAAUAGAUAUUUUAACUUAAGAUUUUCAAGCCAUUAAUUUUUCUCUAACUUUUUGUAAAAUAAUUUUUUAAAAAUCGUUAUGAGGUAAGAAAAUCAUUUUUUCCUUUCAAUUUUACUGCAUGAGUUUGAAAUUAAUGUUAACAUUAUAAAAACUUUAGCUGCUGCUUUUUACAAGAUGGCUUGAUUUUGUACUGACUGUGCAUAGUGAAAUUGCCUCUCCUUGUUACUUCAUGUUUAUACUUGAUAAUUAUCAUGGGACAUGGAGGAAAAUAUCUCAUGACAUUCCAUAAGUUAAUGAAUUUGGGCCUUGAAUUGUAGUGAUAUAUGGUGAACUGAAACGUUCUCUUGUUAGAGCUAAACUUUGGUAGAUAAAAUUAUAUCGAAACUUUCUUUUUAUAUAAGUUGCAUUUAUAGUUAUUAAAACAAUUGAGUGCUAGCUCUUUAAUUACAUUAACAUUAUUUGAAAGUUUAUUUAUCCAAUUAUAUUUUGAUCAUUUUCUUUGGGUUCAUCAUUAUCUUCUCUUUAAGUUCUUGUUAGUUCCUUUUAUCUAGAAUGUCUUCAAAUUCAUUACAUUAAUAAGAUUUUUUUUUUGUUGUUGAUAUUGCAUUUAUGAAUCUUAUUUCUAUUUGGUAAUUUGUUAUCAUUGUUGUCUGUAACUGUGUUUAAAAAGAUCUUUCAGUAUUAACUGUCUCAUUUGGUUAUAAUUCUAUUUGUGUAUUUGCUUCCUUCAUAAUUUUAGUUUUAAACAUUUUUGUUGUAAUAUGUUUUUUAAGUUUAAGAAACUAAAUAAAAGUUUUUCUUUACUUGUGA